Messenger RNA from Lithohypha guttulata, 2016 nucleotides. RefSeq lists its product as uncharacterized. The coding region runs from base 1 to 2016 and encodes 671 amino acids. The record is from RefSeq and is a predicted model, not a curated record. Lineage: Eukaryota; Fungi; Ascomycota; Eurotiomycetes; Chaetothyriales; Trichomeriaceae. The transcript is spliced from 2 exons. Gene Ontology annotation, cellular component: nucleus.
AUGGAUUUCACGAUCUUUUGGAACCGAUUCUUCAGAUAUCUGCACGACAGAGGCUCGGUUCUACUGAGCUCGGGAACGUCGAACGUGAUAGGAGGCACCAGAAAGGAUAUGGUCAAGACCAUAAAUAAAAAGAGUAAUGAAAAGAUGGUACCUGCACGAUCCAACCCUUUUGUUCUGAGAGAGUCAUACUGUGACGACCUUAAUGAAAGCUCGGGAACAGAUGGUGAAGAUGAAGAUACAGAUCUGAGUGGCUUCAUUGUCGAUGAUGAUGUAGAUCUCAGCUUCUAUGGUUCAGCUGACGAGUUGUCGCCAGAUAGUGAACUUGAUCGGCGAAACAGGACAAGGCAGAGGACAGUUGUGAAACCGAAUUCAAGGCGACGGUUGGUGCGUGGUAGUCGCAAUGUUGAGUCUGGUCGAAGGAAAGACACAGACACAGCGUUAUCGAAGGCCUUUGACAGCAUGAGUCUAGGCGUAGGCGCACUUGAGGACGACAGGAAUGCUAGCCGAACGAAAACGCUGGAAGUCGUUGAUUUGAUGUCUUCACCAGUCACGAGAGCGGUAGCUCAGGAACUGGACGAAGAGAGCGAGCAAGACGAAACGCCAGAGCAGUCAUCUGAACAUCCUUUUUCAAAAGUAGGAGCUCUCAGGCCAAAUCCUACAACUCUGAUACGUGGUGACCAACCACUCCCGUCGAAGAGCAGAACUCAGCCGUCAGACCACGAACAUCAGACAAAACAAGAGGAAACAGCUGAAAGACCUGUCACGCCUCCUGCCACGCCAUCCAAAUCGCCCUCCAAGUCGCUACUCAGAUCACCUACUAAGCUCCUCUCGCCUUCAAAGCGUACGGUCCAGGCGCCCAAUUUUCUUCAUCGUCAAAGCAUCGAUGCCUUUUGGGACCACAAUACGGUGAACGAGUGGCACGACACGAACAGUCCCAAGAGGGCCCCAUUGCUGUCACCAAGGAAGAAUCCUCUUGCACGAUUCGUACUAGAAGCACAUGACGAUAUUGAAGAGCCAUCGGACGCUGACCACUCACAGCCCACAACGACUUCACAAGACGCCUUCGACGACUCGACUGAUUCUCUACCUUCGCCCAGUGAAUCCCCUUCAAAAUCACGCUCACCCUCCAAAGUUUCUGCGUUGAAAUCUGAACAGGCACGCAUAAGAGAAGAGAAGAAGGCUAGACUUGCAGCAAAGAAGGCUUUCGACUCUACAAAGGAAGGACUAGCACUUAGUCUACUCCAAGCCCUUGACCAGUACGUUACAGAGUCCAAGAUCACCACUAUGUCAGCCUCGACAGGAGGCAUCAAAGUGAUCUGGUCAAAGACCCUACGAUCAACAGCCGGAAGAGCAAACUGGAAGCGUACCAUAACGAAGCCCUCUGGAAGUCCUAUCAAGGGCGAUCCGAACAGUACCUCUGUAGAAAGACAACAAGGCGUGGUCGUCCAGCACUUCGCAAGCAUCGAACUAGCCGAGAAGAUUAUUGAUCGACCCGAACGUCUAGUCAACACACUUGCUCACGAGUUCUGCCAUCUAGCCAACUUCAUGGUCAGCGGAGUCCGAGACCAACCUCACGGAGAAUCAUUCAAACACUGGGGCAAGAAAGUGACAUCCUGGCUGCGAUCUCCUAACGCAAAACAGGCCCCUGGUUGGCAAGCCGAAUGGUCACUAGCAGAAGUCACGACUAAACACUCAUACGUGGUAGAAACGAAAUACCUGUGGGUCUGUACGGGUCGACCAGCCAACAAACAGAAGCAGACCCUUACUAUGAAGAUGUUGGAUAUCGAGGCCGAAGACGAAGAAGGCUGUGGUGCGGAGUAUGGACGCCAUUCGAAGAGUAUUGACGUUGAGAAACAGAGAUGUGGACGUUGUAAGGGGUUCUUGGUGCAGGUACGUCCUACUCCGAGAGCUGCUGCUAGCCCGAAGAAAAGUCCUUUCAAGAAGCGGGUUGCGAGUAAAGAAAGUGGGGUGACUAGUCUGGAGAAGUUGGUCGAGGUCAUUGAGCUGAGCGAUUGA